Messenger RNA from Quercus robur (English oak), 2392 nucleotides. Its product is annotated as aspartyl protease family protein 2-like. The transcript has a single exon. The record is from RefSeq and is a predicted model, not a curated record. Bases 517 to 2148 code for a protein of 543 amino acids. NCBI's taxonomy places the organism in Eukaryota, Viridiplantae, Streptophyta, Magnoliopsida, Fagales, Fagaceae. Gene Ontology annotation, biological process: proteolysis. Gene Ontology annotation, molecular function: aspartic-type endopeptidase activity.
GUUUCAAAGUCUUUAACAUCGGUUCAAUAGCAACAACAAAAAACACACACACAGACCCAAAACUCAUCAGACUUCUCUUCCUUUCUGUUCUUUCUUUCCUAGUUCCAAAGAGACUUUUUUGUUAUAAAACUGAACCUAAUAUUUAAUUCCUUGUCAUUUUUACAGAGCCUAUUCUAGUUCUCUAAGCUUCAAUAGAGAUUGCUUUCUGGGUUUCUGGGUUUGUUGUUUCUGGGAUUGAAAGCAAGUCCUGCUUGGUUUUUUUCAUAUAUAUUCCUGUUCUUCUUUCCUUGUUUCACUGAAAAUUCUGUUUCAUCUGAAUUUUCACUUUCUUGGUUUUUCUCUUCACACACCCUUUUCUGUUUGGAAUUGAAAGAAAGUUCAGAACUUGCUUUUUUUCAUUCAAAGCAUUGACUUUUUCAACAAAGGCUUGCUCUUUCUGGGUUUUCCGGGCUCAUUUUCUGGGGUCGACUUUGUUGUAGGAUUUUCUCUGCAACCAAACAAGGAGAACUUGUCACCAUGGUUGGUAAGGUUGCUCGCAGUCUAGCUUUCUUUGUUUUCUUCCUCGGAGUUUUCGAAGCUGUUGCCGGAAUCCACAAUUGUAAUGGCUCUACCUUCGCUGGUAUCGAAUUGCCUGAUCACCUUAGCUUCAAUGCCGUUUCGUCUUCUUCGAGUACCGGUUGUAGAGGUUCAGAACCAACUAGGCAAGCAGUACUAAAUGAAGAAGGAGAUGAACGUAGAGAUGCACCUCAUAAACAGACUUUGAAGCUCCACUUAAAGCACAAUCCACUGAGCAAAGAAAAGGAGCCUAAAAAAUCUGUGGCUGAGUUCACAAACAAGGACUUGACUAGAAUUCAGACUCUUCAUACAAGGAUUGUGGAGAAGAAGAACCAAAAUACCAUUUCAAGGCUAAAUAAAGAGAAGGAGCAAUCAAAGAAGCAGAUUAAGUCAGUUGUUCCUCCGGCUGCAGCGCCGGAAUCUUCUGCAGGCGACCUUUCGGGGCAGCUCAUGGCGACUUUGGGAUCUGGGGUGACUCUUGGCUCUGGAGAGUACUUCAUGGAUGUGUUUGUGGGUACUCCUCCUAAACAUUUCUCUUUGAUACUUGAUACUGGUAGUGACCUUAAUUGGAUUCAAUGUGUUCCUUGUUAUGAUUGUUUUGAACAAAAUGGACCCCAUUAUGAUCCUAAAGAUUCCAGUUCUUUUAGAAAUAUAAGCUGCCAUGAUCAUCGGUGUCAAUUGGUCUCAUCCCCUGAUCCUCCUCGGCCUUGCAAAGCUGAGAAUCAAACAUGUCCUUACUACUAUUGGUAUGGAGACAAUUCAAAUACCACCGGAGAUUUUGCAAUUGAAACGUUCACGGUUAAUCUUACUACACCUUCCGGGAAGUCAGAAUUUAGGCGGGUGGAGAAUGUGAUGUUUGGGUGUGGUCAUUGGAAUAGAGGCCUAUUCCAUGGGGCCGCAGGAUUGUUAGGACUGGGAAAGGGGGCUCUCUCCUUUUCCUCCCAGCUGCAGUCUCUCUAUGGUCACUCAUUUUCGUAUUGUCUUGUGGAUAGAAAUAGUGACACAAAUGUUAGCAGCAAGUUGAUUUUUGGAGAAGACAAGGACCUUUUGAGUCAUCCCAAUCUGAAUUUUACUUCAUUUGUUGUUGGUAAAGAGAAUCUGGUUGAUACAUUCUACUAUCUUCAGAUUAAAGCAAUUGUGGUUGGAGGAGAGGUGCUUAACAUACCAGAGGAGACUUGGAAUUUGUCACCAGAAGGAGCUGGUGGUACAAUAAUCGAUUCUGGUACCACCCUAAGUUAUUUUGCAGAACCUGCUUAUGAGAUUAUCAAGGAGGCAUUUGUGAAGAAGGUUAGAGGGUACCCGUUAUUAGAAGACUUUCCCAUUCUGAGUCCUUGUUACAACGUGUCUGGAGUUGAGAAGAUAGAGCUGCCUGAAUUUGAAAUUCAUUUUGCAGAUGGAGCUGUGUGGAAUUUCCCAGUUGAGAAUUACUUCAUCCCGCUUGAACCAGAGGGUAUUGUUUGUUUGGCAAUUAUGGGAACUAGUCGCUCCAGUCUUUCAAUAAUUGGAAACUACCAGCAGCAGAAUUUUCACAUCUGGUAUGACAUAAAGAAGUCUAGGCUGGGAUAUGCUCCAAUGAAGUGUGCUGAUGUUUGACGUUUUUAUAGAAGAUUGGAGAUAAUGGAAGGAAAAUUGUAUACAACGGUGAUUAGGAAGGGAGAGUUUUUUUUUUUUUUUUUUUUUUUUUUUUUUUCCCCUAUGAAAGAUAACACAAAAAGUAGAUUCAUUGUUUUUUUCAAUCUUUUGAGACCAGGUGAUUAUAGAAACAAGGUCAUAAUUUGCUUUAACAAAAAUGUACCAUUGCUUUUAUACAUAUAUUAUCUGCUCCCUUUUGAAGUUA